Molecule: messenger RNA, 1194 nt
Organism: Necator americanus (New World hookworm)
Lineage: Eukaryota; Metazoa; Nematoda; Chromadorea; Rhabditida; Ancylostomatidae
Exons: 6
Coding region: 1-1194 (397 amino acids)
Source: RefSeq, a predicted model, not a curated record
AUGCAACCAGGCGUUCGAGUGCAUGUAUUGGGAACGUACGAGCCAUAUAACCUGCACUGUUAUCUGGCGGAAAAUUCCCACGCAUUGCAAGAAGGUGAUGUCGACCAGCACAUCGCCAAAGACCAUAACCCUGAAGGUACCAACUUCCUGAGGGGAGCAUGGAAUCUCUGGCAACAACCACUCGUUUCGUCAGGGCUUUUACGAUACCUCUGUGUGCCGUUUGCUGCGCUGAAGAAAACAUCAACGAUCAGCCUAUCAUCAGGAUCGAAAAUUACACCAUAUAUUGUGGCGAUGCUAAUGAAAGGAAAGUACGGUUCCACAAGAGAAACCGAGGAGUUCUUCAUCGAAAAUCGACAUGGCAAUUCUGAAAGACGAAGAAUGCAGAGCGAAAUUCCACCAAUGUGUUGGAGUACGGACCAGGGAGAAGCUCAGCGAAGCGGAUUCCUUUCACAAAGUGCAUCCAGGACGCUGCAAGGGAAACGCUCCCGGGUAUGCCAUAAUGAAGAUCUUUACGCAGAAGUUGAUGUGGUAUACCGGCGGGUGACGCGUGGAAGAUAUCAACAUCUUGCACCGCCAUCGAAAGUGGCUAAAGUAAAUCGUCUUCGCUUCUUUGGUCAUAUAUUAAGGAGACCGGCACAUCGCCUUGUUCAACGAGUUCUGAGGAGUUUCCCGGGUUCUACCUGGAAAAAGCCGGCAAACUCCUCACCUGGUCGAAAACGGAAGUUCUGGACCGAGGUGGUGAAAGAGAACCUGAGGACACUCAGCGUAGAUAGACAAUUCGGGCGAGACGUAAGGUUUUGCAGAAUAUGGAAUAGGGACGAAUGGAUUGAUCAUGUGCAAGCUCUCGCACAAGAUCGAGAAGGUUGUGCAGAGCUAGGUUCAAAGGCGGCAUACCUCGGCGAAGAUGCGAGUAAUCGAGGUGAGGUCUGUGUGCAUAAACUUGUUGUAUCAGGGAGACCAACAUUCCUUCGUUCUAAGGAAAUAGCCUGUUUGGAAAGUUUCAAUCCUGUUAUCGACAGAAAAGUCAAUCAAUUAUUUGAUGAUGUCUUGAACGAGGCGGGACUUAAGGAUUUCGCAGGAUAUGGAAUAGCGACGAAUGGAAUGAUUCUAUGCAAGCUGUCGCAGAAAAUCGAGAAGGUUUGGCAGAGCUAUGCUCAAGGACGGUACACCUCGGCGAAGAUGCAUAAUGCAUAA